AUUACAAACAAUUACUUUUUUGCUUGGUCCACCGAGUUCCAGUUGGAAGUUAUGUCAAGUCACCAUGGCAUCGUCUGCAUGGAUUCGACGCACAAGGCCGUCAGAUCAUUGCUGCCUGAUCCAGAUAACGAGAAAGUGUUCCCAUCUGCAUACCUUUUCACUGUCCUUGUCCGAGAUCGAGCAGCGAAUAUUGGCAUACCAAUUGCCUUCAUGGUUUGCAACUCUGAAUCAAUUGCCCUUAACACUUUUUCCUUAGUAAUACUCUUAGGACCUGGCUGAAAUGGGUCAAGGACCACUCUGGCUUGAACGCGUCCAAAUUCAUGGUAGACUGCUUCCAGACAGAAACAGAGGCGUUACGACAAUCAUUCAAGACACUGCAUAUCUAUUACUGCUCGUUUCAUGUUGCACAGGCAUGGGAG
Messenger RNA from Gamsiella multidivaricata, 419 nucleotides. RefSeq lists its product as uncharacterized. The record is from RefSeq and is a predicted model, not a curated record. The transcript has 3 exons. Bases 52 to 279 code for a protein of 75 amino acids. NCBI's taxonomy places the organism in Eukaryota, Fungi, Mortierellomycota, Mortierellomycetes, Mortierellales, Mortierellaceae.